Molecule: messenger RNA, 1431 nt
Organism: Sphenostylis stenocarpa
Lineage: Eukaryota; Viridiplantae; Streptophyta; Magnoliopsida; Fabales; Fabaceae
Source: the annotation of a GenBank genome assembly
AUGCAGAGCAAAAGGGUAGGGUGGUGGUUCUUCGCAAAAGCAAAGCUUAGCCUUAAUACAUACCGAAACCUCUCUUCUUCUCAACACGUCGUUCUCGACAACCCCAAUCACAGUCAGCAGGUUUUGGUCGAAGGAAAUGGAUGCUCCAGAAUGGCCAUUCUCAAUAGACCCUCUGCUCUCAAUGCUCUCAAUACCAAUAUGGCGGCUACACUGCAUAAACUUUAUAGGAGUUGGGAAGAUAACCCUGAUAUUGGUUUUGUAAUGGUGAAGGGCAGUGGCCGAGCAUUUGCAGCUGGUGGAGAUAUUGUUGCCCUUUACCAUUUGAUAAACAAAGGAAACAUGGAGGCGUGUAAAGAAUUUUUCAGAACGGCCUAUAGUUUUAUGUACCUGAUUGGUACAUAUUUGAAGCCACAUGUGGCACUUCUAAAUGGCAUUACCAUGGGUGGUGGGGCUGGAAUUUCAAUCCCUGGUACAUUCCGUGUUGCAACAGACAAAACUGAUUACAAUUGUGAUCAUAUCAUAUUCUUAGCCAAGGAGGUGGAGCCCCUCAUCUUUAGACCCCAUCUUGCUAGGAACUAUAUGAUUUUUGCUACCCCUGAAGUUCAUAUUGGAUUCCACCCUGAUGCUGCAGCAUCUUUUUACCUUUCACAUUUACCUGGUCAUUUAGGUAUGACUGAGGGCCUCUCUCUGGUGGUUUCCCCAAGGCCUAAGGUUGUUUUUAGCCUUCUCCACUAUGCAGAGGGAUUGGACUUCCUUGCUAGAUUCCUAAUUUCCGUUAUGCAUUUAUUUGUAUUUUCUGCUUUUGUGGAUACCUUGAGAGUACGUGGCUCUGACAGGGGAAAAGCUCAACGGAGUAGAGAUGUUUACCUGCGGGCUUGCUACACAAGGCUUCCUCUAAUUGAAGAACAGUUGAGGAAAUUGGUUACAGAUGACCCAUCUGUCAUUGAAGCCACAUUAGAACAAUAUGGUGAUCUUGUACAUCCAGACAGCAGUAGCGUACUACAAAGGAUUGAAAUUCUAGAUAAAUGCUUUUGCCAUGACACAGUUGAAGAGAUUGUUGAUGCUAUGAAAAAUGCUGCAAGUGAAACAAAAGAUGCAUGGUGCAUUUCUACCCUAAAUAGACUGAAAGAGGCCUCUCCAUUGAGCUUGAAGGUUGCCUUGAGAUCUAUACGGGAAGGUAGAUUUCAGACCCUUGAUCAAUGCUUGUUGCGUGAGUACCGUAUGACUUUACAAGCAAUACAUAGGCAAAUAUCAGGAGAUUUCUGUGAGGGAGUGAGGGCACGCGUGGUGGACAAGGACUUUGCACCAAAGUGGGAUCCUCCAACCUUGGAAAAGGUGUCUCAAGAUAUGGUGGAUCAUUACUUCUUACCUCUCAGUGAGUCGGAACCUGAUCUGGAGCUGCCCACAAAAACUCGUGAAGCAUUUCUAUAG